AAGAGAGAGAGAGGAGAGCGCACACGCGCACACACAGGGGGGGCAAGGGAGAGAGAGGAGAGCACACACAGAGAGGGGCAAGGGAGGAGAGAGAGGGAGUGGGGAAUGAGGGAGCGCUCUUAAAGCGACGCUUCCUCGCCUCUUCCAUUCGCUCGCAGUGGCGCGGCUCGUACGGCAGUGGUGAUUGCAAGUCGGCGAGAAGGGGGCAGGAGGCUGUACGGAGGACGAACGCGGAAUGGCAAAGGGGAUUGCUUUUUGUGUUUUGGAGGAGGUGAAGUGUUGAAGAUGUCUUACGACGAUGCAUAGUUGGGAGUGGUGUUAUUAUUGCAUUUCUUUGAAAUAAUUGUAUUUUUGUAGGUUUGGUUGCUACAAUGGGACACCUCUUUUAGGCAGGUACAUCUCGCAAACCGGCGUAAUAGGUGGACUAAUUAAUUACCCCGUCAGUCGUAUCUGCCUGCUCCUCCUCCACCAUCACCACCACCCCAUCAGCACCACCACCCCAUCCUCGUCCUUUAUCCCCACCCCACUCCAACACCUUCACGCUCUCUCGCUCUCUCUCUCGUGCGCUCUCUCUCUCUCUCCCCGUGCGUCCUCCUCCCCCCGUCUGCCGGAGAGACUGCACAUUUCAUCGCAACGUGCACACCGCGGCGGACCAUCGAGCCAAGUGAGGGCUUCCUCGUAGGUGGCGGCCGCUACGUUGUGUGACCCCCCCCCCCCCACCACGAAGAUUUGAGAUAAAGAGACAACAGGAGAGAGAGAGAGAGGUGGAGGGGUAAAAGCCAACGUAAUCUACACGCCGAGUCGAUGCCCCAUAUCUCUGGGGACCCGGGAGCGACACCGGUCGAGUCUUGGCUACAAGCGGCGGAGGAGGAGGAGGAGGUGGACGCCGAAGAAGAGGAAGCACCACGCGUGGGCUCUUUGACCAGACGACGGAGUUUUCGUCCGGAGAGGGGAAGCCGCGAAACGUCAGACUUCAUGUGCGGGAGUUAAUUAUUUGCCAGCGGCGCGUUUUUUGCUGGGUUGGUGUUGGUGGUGGUGCAGGAGGAGGAGCGCACAGAUUCGAGGCCGUGCUGCCCGCAAGCGUUUUCUCGAGGACACAUCUAACCCGCCGAGGAGUCAGAAGAGGUCUCUCGCUAGCGGCGUCUCGCUCGCCCAGUCACUCCGCUACCCUCGCUCGCUCGCUCGCCACUCUCUCGCCCGGCCCAUUCGCCGCUUCUCUCUCGACGGCUUCUCGUUCCGUUUGAAUCCUUCACAAUAACGCCGGCGACUGCCUCCACAAUCCGCCACGAGACAGAGGAGAGGGAGAAUGCGCCCUGAGUGAAAUACGCGGACAAGCGAGAAGCGGACAGAGGACCGCGAUCGGAGCGCAAUAAGGACGAUGGUGCGAGAAUGAAGGCGCGCGGUCGCCGUCGGGAAGGAUGCGCCGGCGUCCGUUUGACCUCCUCUGCUGGCUGCUGCUGGGGCCCUGGAUCGCUGAGCCCUGGCUGGCCUUGCCCUCGCAGGCCAUCGGACCUGGACCAGCCUCCAGAAUUUUGCAUUCCCUUUCUCAGCAGCAGCAGCAGCAGCCAAAGCAGCUGCAGCAGGUGUCGCAACAGCAGCAACAGCAGCAGCAGCAGCUGCAGCAGCAGCAGUUGAGAGGUGGCGGCACGGAGCCUCUGUCAUGGCUCCUGGCCGAGAGAGGGCCGUUCCACCACGCUCCGGAAUAUUCCUACUUCAGCGACUGCUACCGCCAGGGUUUCACCACCCGCUACCGCAUACACAGGGAGUUUGCGCGAUGGAGGGUGAACAACGUGGCGAUCGGCCGGCAGGAGGGUCUGGGCGCCCACGUGGGCCUCGCCCCAGAGUUCCUGCAGACGCUGCGCCGGCUCGGCCGCCGGCCGUCGGCGCAGCAGCUCACCGACGGGCUCAUCCGGCGCUACGGCACGCACGUCCUGCUCUCCGCCACGCUCGGAGGGGAGGAGGCGCUGACCGUGUACGUGGACCGGGGGAAGGUGGACAAGCAGGUGGAGAACGCGACACAGACGCAGGAGCUGCUGCACCAGCUCACGGCCGCCUACUUCAUCGACCGUGACACCACAGUCCGCCGCUUGCACGAGAUGCAGAUCUCCACGGGGCACAUCAACGUGAUUGAGACGAGGAAGGGUCCCCUCGGAUGCAGUUCCUACGAAAACCUGGACCUGGUCAGUUCGGUUCUUAUCCAGACGCCGGAGAACAAGUUACAGCUGCUAGGCAUGCAGAGCAUCCUGCCGGCGUAUCUGCGCGAGCGCUUCGUGCGUGCGGCGCUGGGCCACGUGCUGUGCGACGGGCAGGGCUGGUUCGAGUGCCGCGGCGCCGCCUGCUCGUGCCGCUGCCACGCCGCCUUCCCCGAGUGCAACUGCCCCGAGGCCGACGUGCGCGCCCUGCGAGACACCCUGCGACGCCUUCGCCAGAAGUGGUCGGCGGCCUACGAGGCGUUCGAGAACUCUGAGGAGUUCCGGGCGUUUGUGCGCCGCCUGCCUUCGGGCCGCUUCCUCUCGCGCUCCGAGCUCUACCAACUAUGGGCGUCGGAGCGGGACCUGCAGCUGCAGUACGGCCGCGUCCGCGUCUAUGCGGCAGGCGUCCGCGCCAGGGCGGAGCGCACGGCGCGACGGAUUUACUCGCUGAGCCGCACCUGCGACAGCAACCCCACCGUGCAGAUGCCGGCCGAGAGGCCGCUGUCCGUGUGGCUGGAGCGAGUCCAAUCUCUCCUCUACUGCUCGGGCCACGGAGCCAGCGGCGGCACCAGCGGCGGCUCCGGUGGCGGCUCCGGCAGCUCCGGCGGAAGUGGCGGCCGUUUCUCCGAGGAGUCCGGCGUGUGCGUGUGUCCCGCCGGCUCGCCGGGCCCUGCCGUGUGCCAGCGUCCGCUUCCGUGCCGGACGGGGCCCGGCACUCGCUGCACGUCGUGCGACCGCGGCAACGCGACGCGGUGCGGCGGGUGCGGCGCCGGCUACACGCUGGCGCCCGACGGGACGUGUAGGCCUCAGGCGGCGCGGCCGGACGAGACGGAGCUGUUCAUCGACUUCGAGUCGGACCUCGACCUGCAGGACUUGGAGCUCAAGUACCUCCUGCAGAAACGAGACCACCGCCUCGUCGUCCCGGACGCCGCCUUCGUCAGCAACGAGCUGCACCUCGACUCGUGGUUCGACCCGCUCUACCGCCGCCGCAUGCUCAUCAGCCUGCGCAGCAACCGCCACCGCCCCACCUCGCUGCACGUGCUGCUGGGCAUCAGCCUGCACGUCUGCCACGCGAAGACGGGCGCCGGCCGUUCGGGCGGAGGCGGCAACAGCGGCGGCGGGGGCGGCGGCGCAAACGGAACGGGCGGCAGCGCGGCGCGCGGGGAGCCGCUGCUCACCGUCUCGGUGAACCCCUUCGGCGGCAGCCACUCGGAGAGCUGGCAGCUGCCGGCCGGGAGGGACGGCUACCCCGGCUGGGAGAAGGUGCGGCACCCGGAGGCCGGGCCAGUGACGGGCUCGGGCGCCGCCGGUACCUUCCCGCCACCGGGCACCGUCGUGCAGUGCCACAACUGGACGCUGAGCCUGGGCAACCGCUACAAGUCCUUCUUCGAGACGGUGCACAUUUACAUGCGCAGCAGGGGAGGCCUGAAGUCAGGUGCGCUUCUGACCAACAACCGUACGGAGAGCAGCGAAUCGGCCGACACGUCCGACCCUCCGGCCAAGUCCCAGCCGCCACCGCCGCCACCACCGCCGCGCCGCGGUUUCAUGAAGAUCACAUCGGUGCAAGUGUUCGGCUACCGGCUGCCCUUCAACGCGGAGCUACUGCGCUCCACCGUGCUGCGCUCCGCCCAGGUGCAGGCGCAGGGAGGCCCCGGCACCGCCGCCACUGCCGCCCAAACCCAGCAGCAGCAGCAGCACCAGCAGCAGAUGCUGGCGCUGUCAGAGCUGCGGGCUCGCGUGAACUGGCUGGCGCCGGUGACGCGCCACCCGCCCUACGACCUCUUCGGGUGCCUCCUGCGCCACCGCGUGCGUCUCAACGGCACGGAGGUGGCGCGGCUCAAUCAGGCGCUGGACGCGUUCGAUUCGGCGGUGCUGCUCAUGCCCGAGACGGAAAGGACAAAGCUCUGCACGUAGUCGUCCGUCGCGGCGAGUUUUCGUUUCCGUCGACGAGGGAAUUUUAGGAGAGAACGAGAGAGAGAGAGAGAACGAGCGAGCGAGAGAGAGAGAGAGAGAGGAGGAAUGAAAGCGAAGAAGUUAGAAGAUGAGGAUAAAGAAAUGAACAUAUAUGUAUAUCUGUCUAUACAAGUCGAACGAUGCAAAUAUGCGCUCGCGCGCGGAUCAAAACACAUGACGUGAAUGCUUUAUGAAGCGCCGUCGGAAACGUUUUUGAGAACAAGAUAUUGCAUAUACAUCGUGUUCAUGUUCCACGAGCAGAUCACCCAGAAAUGCACCCCUAAUGAUUUUCUUUGAAAUUUGUUUUAACAUUCGCACACACAAAAUCGUGUUCUCCAGAUUAUGAGACGCCCAGGAGAGUAAGACGCACCCAAAACUUGUUGCUGGUAUUUCAUUAGGCUCCUAGAGAUCUGGUCAAGGACAAAAAGACAAAGAUCCCCCGUAUAGCCUGUAACAGACCUUGAGGGCAACUGCUGUUAGCGAGCACCUAUGAAGGCUGGCACAGCGCACGAGGGGGUGGGUGGCCAGCACCACGCCCGGCUGCCUUUGUUAGAUGUGGUCACAUGCACACACACACACACCCAUGCACACACAAACACCCACGCACACACACACACCCAUGCACACAGAUACGCACACACCCACGCACACACACCCACACACGCAUACACACACACGCACCCACACGCACACCCACGCACACACAGCUACACACACACCGACGCGCACACACACACCCACGCACACACACCCACGCACACAUGCACACCCACGCGCACACACCCACACACACACACCCACGCACCCACGCACACACCCACGCACACACACACACCCACGCACACACACACGCACACACACACAAACCCACGCACACACCCACGCACACACACACACAAACCCACGCACACACCCACGCACACACACACACACACCGACCAAAUUAAGAAAUGCAACCCCAACUUUUGCUGUAGCACAGAGGUGGGGGCGAAAAUAAAAUGCGUCUUAAUCUGGAAAACACGUUAAUGGUUAAUAAUCAAGAUGAUCAAGAAUACAAUUUAUGAUAACAAUUAUUAUUUCCUCUGGUCAAAUUAAACAUCAGAUCUCGACAACGAAGCAUGCUUUUGUCUGGACGGUGCUUGAUAAUGCGGCCACCGCAAGCGCACGGGGCUCUGAUAUGAGGGCAGCAGACGGCAUCGCAGCGAAAUCCAUUGUUGUGCUGCACUCCUACGUCACCACGUGUAUGCUCCCCUCGCUCACACCGACAUGCACUGCCCGGCGACAUUGACGUUGAGCUAUGGUCAAAACCCCCCCUCGUGACAUGCACAGGCGUAGGGGGAAAGCCUUCAUUCAGGGUUCGAUUGUCAAAGGGCUGUACAUUAAUAUUGAUAUUGACGCACGGUAGUUACAUCAGUGAUAGGGCCUUAAACGAUGACCCAAACAAAAGUGGAUUCUUCAAUUGAUCUUGUUCUCAGAACUUUUUGGCCGACUCUCGUGAACACGCACGCAAACACACUCGCGCACAAAGACAGAGAUCCCCCGUAUAGCCUUAACAGAUUGUUGGGGCAAGUGCUGUUAGUGAGCACCUAUGAAGGCCGGCACGGCACAGCAAGGGGCGGGUGGCCCCCAACCGCACCCAACCGCCUUUGUCUCCCCAGUGGCGAUGUUUUAUAAAUCGCACCAGAUACUUAUUUGAGGCCAAGUCAACCUAGGGGAGGCCCAGGAUUGGUUCAUAUAAUCGUCUUCAUGGCACAGUGCACCAACCGCUACAGUACCGCCCCAUACCACGCUAGCACGCACAAACGAACAUGCACGCUUAUCAACAGCACCAAAAAGAAACAUCACAUUUGUUUGUAAAUCUAUUAGAUGUUGCCAUACCAUUUGAGACAGCAAAUGCCUUUUAUCGGCAAAUGUUGAGGGUAUGAACGCGAUUGGUCGAGGUGGCUCCUAAGUGCAAUCGCUACUUGUGUCCAUGGUAAUGUAAGUUGUAUUUAUUGAAUGGAGCCAAAACGGAGGCUGAAACGACCGUACAUUUCGUUCCGCGCGAGUUUUUUGAUGACGGGGAAAAAAUAUAUAUAUAUGUAACAUCAACGAUGAUUCGACCAAGCGUUAGAAUAUCGAUGGAAGCGAAAUACGGAUUCAAAAAUGUCUUAAUUUUCAGCGAUCAAAUGCGCGGGUGAAGUUAAGUAAUGCGCUCUUGUAGACAAAAGCGAAACUGUUGUCCAUGCGAGCGGUGGAUAGGGGGAUCUUCUUUUUUUUUACUUUUUUUUCUUUUCAUUGUCGUUGGAGAAAAACAAUGCACGUACGUGUCCCCUGCCUUUACGUUAUUGCCAGAGUGGGACCUGUCAUGGGUUUGUGUUUGUCUCGAGAUUUGCGACCCAGGAGAUGCGCCUUGCAUGAGCACGAUGGAUGAUGGGCAGAGGUAGCAGGGUGAGUGGAGGGAUUUGGGUUUAACUUUGACCCAGUGCAAGACGUGGUGACGACAUUUUAUAAUCAAAGACGAGCCGUGGACUCUUGUGAAUUCACCGACUCUGUGAACAAGGCAAGACCAAGUCGACAAUUGAAGUUUAUUAUGGACUUAACAAAUCUUUCGGAAUUAAUCAUCGUUGUAAAUUUUAAGUGUUUCGUUAUUUCUGGGGGGAGAGGGUGGGGAGGUUGGUUUAUUUUUCAUUUUGUUGAAGACUGGGAUGACGGUUUUGAAGGAUUCGCACAGCUAACAGCGAAGUUGAACCCACGCAACCCACUCUAUGCUUAAUUUAUAACUGUGAAAGUCAAAAUGUAAUGACAAGAGUUUUAAAUGUUGGAUUACACAUUUAUUAAAAGGUAUUUCUAUUGCCGUCGUGUUUGUGAGUGCUCGGGUUCCGUAACUCGCGUUUUUUUAAUUGUAUUUACACGUUUAUUUAUUUAUAUUUGCGAUUUACACCGAGUCCGAUUUUUCAUUCCAUCUCACGAUCACGUUUACGAAAAGGCGGUUCUCUCACCAACGACAAACAUCCACCCCGAACGUUGCCGACAAAACUGUCACAUUCUCAGAAGCGAAGCAGGCAAUACUGAUACUGUUAGGUUUUUUCGGUAAAGUCACGUAGGUAAAAAA
Molecule: messenger RNA, 7239 nt
Organism: Lethenteron reissneri (Far Eastern brook lamprey)
Lineage: Eukaryota; Metazoa; Chordata; Hyperoartia; Petromyzontiformes; Petromyzontidae
Product: BMP/retinoic acid-inducible neural-specific protein 1-like
Biological process (GO): cellular response to retinoic acid; positive regulation of neuron differentiation; negative regulation of mitotic cell cycle
Cellular component (GO): cytoplasm; dendrite; neuronal cell body
Source: RefSeq, a predicted model, not a curated record